Molecule: messenger RNA, 3468 nt
Organism: Xyrauchen texanus (razorback sucker)
Lineage: Eukaryota; Metazoa; Chordata; Actinopteri; Cypriniformes; Catostomidae
Product: rabphilin-3A-like
Exons: 17
Coding region: 170-2014 (614 amino acids)
Biological process (GO): intracellular protein transport
Cellular component (GO): membrane
Molecular function (GO): small GTPase binding
Source: RefSeq, a predicted model, not a curated record
AGGGGUUUGGUUUUCUUCUCCCUAAAGACAGAAUUAAAGCAUCACUCCUGCAUCAGUGUGGAGAAGAGAGAGAGAGAGUGCGAGGUAUCUUCAUUUCUUCUGCUGAGCGGAGGAGAGAUCAUCACAUCUCAGCAUCAGCGGGACGGGCUGCAAGGUGUACGGAAGACAAAUGGAGUCCACCGCUGGAACCAACGAGCUGACAGACGAGGAGAAGGAAAUUAUCAAUAGCGUGCUGGCGAGAGCCAAGAUGAUGGAGGACAUGGAGCAGAAAAGGAUUGGGCGUCUGGUAAAUCGCCUGGACAGCAUGAAACGGACAGCCUGCGGUGACGGGUACUCACAUUGUUUGCUCUGCGGGGAGCAGUUCGGCCUGGUGGCCAUCAACGCAGUUGUGUGUGCCGACUGUAAAAAGAACAUGUGCACCAAGUGUGGCGUUCAAAGCAGCAAUCGUUCCAGUCCAGUAUGGCUGUGCAAAAUCUGUUGCGAGCACAAAGAGAUGCUGAAGCGGUCUGGUGCCUGGUUUUUCAAGGGUUUUCCACAGCAGGUUUUACCCGCUCCUUUACUGAUCUCCAAUCAGAGAGAGUUCAGUCCGACCAACACGACGGCUUCUACAAACCUGUCAACCAAUCAGGAGUCUUCUAUACCUUCACACCCACAAUAUGGAGAAGCUUCUUUUCAUUGUAUUUCAGAAAGCAAGCAGGUUACUGGCCGAGCGCAGCAGAUAUCUGCAGAAAUGAUGCCCCCUAAACGAGAGGAGCAUUCUGCCAUAACCCAAAGAGCCCAAGAGGACGACAGAGGGAGACAGUCUUUUAGCAGGAGCACAAUUCAGUCCAAAAUCGCAGUGGAAGGACAAACGUACUCACUUGUGGUGAAGAGAGAAGUACCAGUCCUGAGUUCCAGACCUCCGGCAUCGACCUUCUCUACCACCCCCAUCCCAAAAGGAAUUCUAGAUCCUGUGACUGGACCGGAGGCUAGGGUACCACCUGCUAUGCAGACCGAAGCAAGUUUGCCAGCUGCCAACAGCGUUCCUGCUUCACGCCAGCCACCACCCCCCACUGCAGAGGAUGAAGAGGACGCCAACAGCUAUGAUUCUGAUGAUGCCACCACCCUGGGCAUGUUAGAGUUCAGUCUGAUCUUCGAGGAGGAGAAGAACGAACUGCAAUGCAAUAUAAUCAAAGCAAAGGGUCUCAAGCCAAUGGACUCUAAUGGUCUGGCUGAUCCUUACGUUAAAUUGCACUUGCUUCCAGGAGCCAGCAAGUCAAACAAGCUUCGGACCAAGACUCUUCAUACCACCCUGAAUCCUAUGUGGAACGAGACGCUUGUUUAUCAUGGCAUCACCAAUGAAGACAUGCAGAAAAAGACACUCCGGCUCUCUGUCAGCGAUGAGGACAAGUUCGGCCAUAAUGAGUUUAUCGGCGAGACGCGGGUGGUCUUGAAAAAACUCAAGCUGAACCAGAAGAAACAUUUCAACGUGUGUCUUGAAAGAGUGGUUCCGGUGAGACGUACAGCUGCCGGAGGGGUGUCUCGUGGCAUGGCGCUCUAUGAGGAGGAGUUAAAGGAUGAUGAAGAAGCAGAGGAGAGGGGGCGUAUCUUGGUUUCUCUCACCUACAACAGCCAACAAGGUCGCCUGAUUGUGGGUGUGGUUCGAUGUGCUCAUCUAGCAGCAAUGGAUUCCAAUGGCUAUUCUGACCCGUUUGUAAAGAUCUGCUUGAAGCCUGACAUGGGGAAGAAAGCAAAGUAUAAGACUCAGAUCAAGAAGAAGACCCUUAACCCUGAGUUUAAUGAGGAGUUCGGCUACGAGAUCAAGCAUGGGGAACUGGCGAAGAAGACUUUGAAUAUCUCUGUGUGGGAUUACGACAUGGGGAAAUCUAACGACUUCAUUGGUGGAUGCCAGCUUGGUAUCACGGCUAAAAGCGAGUGUUUGAAGCACUGGUAUGAAUGUUUGAAGAAUAAAGACAAGAAGAUAGAACGAUGGCAUGUUCUGUUGAAUCAAAACAAUGUUGAGGUGGAAGACUAAGAUGUUAUAUCUCCAGAUAUCUCAACUUCCAACAGCAAGCAGUCCUAUCUUCCAAAACACAUUUAUCUCAUUUCCAAGGUUCAACUGGUAAUAACAAUAUUUUUGACUUCAUUCAGACAAUACUUUGUCCUUACUGAAACCCUGUAAAGAGCUGCUUUGAUUAUAAAAGCUAAGGAAAACCCAGUUAUUUUGUUCUUUGAUGGGGGAAAAAAAAGUGUUAAAGCCUUAAAGAAUUUAACCCUCAUGAAAUCAUAAGUGACGUAAAUCUCUUAGUCAUUGAACAAUGCAACUAAAUACACUCAAGGAUGCUGAAAAGGACUAAUCAUGUAAAACAUCCUGCCAAUUCUUUAAGGAAUUGCAUUUGAGGGCUCCUGGGUAGCUCAGCGAGUAAAGACGCUGGCUACCACCACUGGAGUUCGCUAGGGCAUCCCAGGGCGUGCUGAGUGACUCCAGCUGGGUCUCCUAGGCAACCAAAUUGGCCCGGUUGCUAGGGAGGGUAGAGUCACACUGGGUAACCUCCUCAUGAUCGCUGUAAGGUGGUUCGCUGUCGGUGGGGCGCGUGGUGAGUUGGGCGUGGUCCACGCGCGGUGGCGCGGCCAACAAGCCACGUGAUAAGAUAUGUGAGUAGGCGGUCUCAGAUGUGGAGGCAGCUGGGAUCUGUCCUGUGCCACCCUGAGAUGAGGCGAAUCACUGCGCCAUCACGAGGACUUAGUGUGUACAUUGGGAAUUGGACAUUCCAAAACAAUUGGGCGAAAAAAAGGAAAAAGAAAUGGCAUUUAAAAAUGCUGCUUACUGCUAGUGUAGAAUGUUGCCAUUAAAAAUAUACCCAGUCCUUUUUUAUAUGUGUUUUAUUUAUUUAUAUUUGUUUCAAUCAGUGUGUUACAGAUGAGGAAUACUGUGUGUAAAACAAACCGUGACUAUGAAGUUUCGAAAAGUUAUAUUUUGAGUUUUGUGUUUAAAUGGCAGGUUGUCCUUUUGUAUCAAAUUACAUAUAGAAAAUGCCCUGUUAUAAUGUGCAUGGAAUGCAUGGACACGUGUUCUUCAAUUAUACAUUAUUGUCAUUAAGUUUGAGUUUAUUUCUGCAUCUAUAAUAUAUUCACAGGUAUGAAUACAGGCUUGCUAACUCAGAAUUCCCAAUAGUGUUCUCAUCAAGUUAUUGCCUAUAAACAAGGAUAUUUCCUCAAGCUGUCUGGAAUCUGGCACAAAGGAAGAACUGCUUUAACGGUCUCUGGUACGAGUUGCCAUGUGGAGGGGGUUUUUGUGUUGUUUCAAAUGUCAAGGUUAUAUUCUUUAAAAUCAUAUCGCAGUUCUCUGGCCUGUGAUGACAGUGAUGACAAAUUCAAACUUAACUGUGUCUUUCAUCUACCUCUAUCAUGUUUACUCACAUUAUUAUGUAAUUGCUUUACCACAUGUUCCAUCCAAGCUCCCAUGCGAACAAUAAAUAAAUAAAAAUA